CGCGAUUCUUCGGACGGCAUGUUUGCUCUGAGUUGUACAUGCAAAAGCUUCCGAGCCCGACGCUUUGCUCCCAAUUGAAGCUCCAUUGUACGCCGGGGAGAUUCCCGAGGGGACUGCCGUGAAGAAUACCGGAGGAUCUGUUUUCUUGUGUGGUGUGGGAACGGGAGUGCUAUCGGAGCUGCGUUUUGAGAGAAAGUGGAGUCGAGAUCAGGAGAGAUUUACAGGUGUAAGCGCAGCCCGUUGAGCUUCAUUCAUACUGAUCGCCGUUCGCGAGCGUCUUCCACCCUUCCUUCCUCACCACACUUAUCCGCCACCAACCAUGUCGUCUCUCAACCGCAAAUCCUCCUUCGAAACCGCCAGUGCCGCCUUCCGCGCCCACAUCCCCGACCUCUCCACCCCGCGCUUCCAAACGGCCUCUAAGCAGAGCAUCUACGAGUACGUGCAGUCGUUCAAGGAAAAGCAGCACCCGCCGUGGCUCUUCAAUCUCACGCAAGCAUGGGCGAAGCUGUACGAUGAGCCGUACAAGGGGCUCACGAGCGAUGGGACGGUGCGGGAAGGCUUGUUCGAGAGGCGGGACGAGGGUGUGGAGAUUGGCAAGGUGGUGGCGAAGGCGGAGGAGCUGCUGGGGGCGUUGGACGAGGAGCAGAAGAGGAAGGUAAGGUAUCCGAUUAAUGCAAGGGAGUGGAGGGCGUGGUCAAAUCCGGAGUUUUUGCUACGGCCGUUUGGGCUGAGGCUUGAGGAAGUCCCCGAAGCCACCGCGCAGUCCAUCCUCCGCGUCAUCGAAGCCUCGCUCUCGCCCGAAGGCUACCAAAAAGCCCUCUCCGCCAUGCGCAUGAACCACUUCCUCGGCGAAGUGGUGCACCUGCCCCACAUCAUGAACAAAUACUCAUACAACUUCCUGCUCUUCGGCGCGCCGUCGACCGACCCCUCCUCGCCCUGGGGCUGGCUGCUCUACGGGCACCACCUCUGCCUGAGCUGCUUCUUCCGCGGGCCGCAGGUCGUCAUCAGCCCGCUGUUCUGCGGGGCGGAGCCCAACGUGAUCGACGCAGGGGCGUGGAAGGGGACGGAGAUUCUGCACAAGGAGGGCAAUUUGGGGCUGCGGCUGAUGCAGAGUCUGCCGCCCGAGCAGCAGCAGAAGGCGCAGCUGUACAAAAAGCUGCGCGACGACCGCAUGAAGCAGACGGGCGAUCUGACCGUCGACGAGUGGAACAAGGACGACCAGCGCCAUCUCUGCGGCGCCUUCCGCGACAACCGCGUCGUGCCGUACCAGGGCGUGCUGGUCUCGUCCUUCACGCCCGAGCAGCAGCAGCUCGUGCUCGACAUCGCGGACGAAAUGGUCAUCUACUUGCCCGCCAAGUCGCGGCAGCUCCGGCUGGCGGAUAUCAAGAAGCACUUCGACGAGACGUACUUUAGCUGGAUUGGCGGGUAUGGCGACGCCGACGCGUAUUACUUCCGCGUGCAUAGCCCGGUGGUGGUGCUGGAGUUUGACCAUCAUUCGGGCGUGUUUUUGGCGAAUGCGGAGCCGGCCAAGUUUCAUACGCAUACGAUUGUAAGGACGCCGAAUGCGGGGGAUUACGGGAAUGCGAUUAGGGAUCGGGAGCAUAAGCUGUGAGGGUAGUGAGUGAGUAGGUGUUGUACCGAAGAUGGUGCGUUUCAGGGGCAAUUUCAAUAUUGCGUUUCCCCUUCUCCUUGCGCACUACUAUGUGUGUGGGCAUGGAAUGGGAUAUACUCGCAAUGUGUUCUGAGCUUCUUGAUAUGCCUAUAUUUGUCACUUGAGGCUCGAGUUACCCAGGGACCUUGUUUUAUCAUCCAUCAUAUAGUGCAACGAUCAGGCGCUGGGACAUAUUGCCACCAGUC
Trematosphaeria pertusa is the source of this 1857-nucleotide messenger RNA. RefSeq lists its product as uncharacterized. Bases 320 to 1612 code for a protein of 430 amino acids. Lineage: Eukaryota; Fungi; Ascomycota; Dothideomycetes; Pleosporales; Trematosphaeriaceae. The transcript is spliced from 3 exons. The record is from RefSeq and is a predicted model, not a curated record.